CAAAAUUUAAGACGCGUAUUAUGAGCCUGAGAUAUCUACCAUAAAGGCCAAGCGUCACACUCGCCUGUGCUCUGUCUUCUUCUCUUCUUUUUGUCUCCGCGAGAACCAGCGCCUAGGGUUUAUGUUCUGAGUUUUCCCCUCCCGCAUGUCCAAAUUUUAGGGCUUUGAAAGGAAACCUAUUUACGCCAUUAAAAUUGCUUCAAAGUUGCUACAUUUUCUAGCACCAAGGCUUCCUUGAAAAGACCCUCCAUGGCCAAAACUAGACCGGGGAAAAGGGACGCGGAUUCGUACACGAUCAGAGGCACCAACAAGGUCGUCAGAGCUGGGGAUUGCGUGCUGAUGCGCCCAUCGGACACCGGUAAGCCUCCGUACGUGGCACGCAUCGAAAAGAUCGAAGCUGACAACCGGGGCAACACGAAAGUGAGAGUCAGGUGGUACUAUAGGCCAGAGGAGUCCAUAGGAGGGCGCAGACAGUUCCAUGGAGCCAAAGAGCUCUUCUUGUCUGACCACUAUGAUGUUCAGAGCGCUCACACCAUUGAAGGCAAGUGUACGGUCCACUCUUUCAAGAGCUACACAAAGCUUGAGAAUGUGGGAGCUGAAGAUUAUUACUGUAGAUUUGAGUACAAGGCUGCUACUGGAGCGUUCACACCAGACAGAGUUGCUGUGUAUUGUAAGUGUGAGAUGCCAUAUAACCCGGAUGACCUCAUGGUGCAGUGCGAGGGGUGCAAAGACUGGUACCAUCCUGCUUGCGUGGGCAUGACUAUUGUAGAAGCAAAAAAAUUGGAUAGCUUUCUUUGUUCAGAAUGUUCAUCUGAGGAGGAUGUGAAAAAGCCCCAGAACGCAUUUUCAGCAUCACCACAAGCUGGUGCAAAGGGAGAGCUGAAGCGGCGGAAGAAAUGACUUCCUUUGCAAGCAUAGGUUUGCUAGAGGCGAGACUUUUGAUUGCUGCCAUGUGGACUGUACAGUAGGAUAUCAGGACCUUAAUUUGACUUUAGGCUAUAUGCACCAGCUCCACAUUUAGGAAAUUGGUCCUGUAUAUUUAACAAAACAUAAUUCAAUUCGAACCUUGUUCUCUUAUCUUGACAGAAUAUCAUUUUGUCUAUUGCUAUGCCAAA
Prunus persica (peach) is the source of this 1115-nucleotide messenger RNA. Its product is annotated as chromatin remodeling protein EBS. The transcript has 5 exons. The record is from RefSeq and is a predicted model, not a curated record. Bases 250 to 900 code for a protein of 216 amino acids. Lineage: Eukaryota; Viridiplantae; Streptophyta; Magnoliopsida; Rosales; Rosaceae. Gene Ontology annotation, molecular function: chromatin binding.